Messenger RNA from Condylostylus longicornis, 765 nucleotides. Its product is annotated as odorant receptor 7a-like. Gene Ontology annotation, biological process: sensory perception of smell; detection of chemical stimulus involved in sensory perception of smell. Gene Ontology annotation, molecular function: odorant binding; olfactory receptor activity. Lineage: Eukaryota; Metazoa; Arthropoda; Insecta; Diptera; Dolichopodidae. Gene Ontology annotation, cellular component: plasma membrane. The transcript has 6 exons. The record is from RefSeq and is a predicted model, not a curated record. Bases 1 to 765 code for a protein of 254 amino acids.
AUGAUGAAAAUUAUUAAUCCUAUUGCUGCUGCUACCGCCGCUACUACUACUACUGCUGCUGAAAAAUCAAUUGAUACACCAAAAGUAUUUGGUUUUAUAUGGUUCAUUUGGAGUGUAAUGGCUGAUUUUGCUAUUAAUAUGACAUUUUUAACAACAUCAUUAAAACAAUAUACAAUAUGUAUAACAUUUGGUAUGGCAUUAUCUGGUUUCUUAAUAUCACCAUUAUUUUCACCAAUUAAAAAAUUACCAUUUAAUGCAUGGUUUCCAUUUGAUUAUAUGGGAAAAUAUUAUAAAUUUGCAUAUUUAUAUGAAAUAAUUGCAUCAACAUUAUUGGCAGCACAAAAUUUAUCAAAUGAUAUAUAUCCAGAUCAUAUUGAUAUAUUAAGUUGUUUCAAUGAAAUUUCUAUAACAAUAUCAUGGACAAUGUUUAUAAUAUUUUUGGUUACUGCAUUUAUAAUAUGUGUUACUGGUGUUAAUUUAUUAAUAUAUGAGACAACACUUGCUGAAACUAUAACAGCUAUUGUUUAUUUAAUUGUUAUAUUAAGUGAAUCAUUUCCAUGUUCAUAUUUAUCAAAUCAUAUGUAUGAUGAAUUUGAUGAUUUAAAAAAUGCAAUAUUCAAAUGUAAUUGGAUGGAUCAAAGUGAAAAAUUUAAAAAAUGUAUUAUAAUUUUUAUGAUAAGAAGUCAACAAUUUGAUCAAUUAAAAGCUGGAAAUUUAUUACCAAUAUCAUUAGAUACAUUAUUAGGAGUAAGAUUUUUUCUUUAA